AUGCGUUUCAUCGUUCUUCUCGCCGUUCUUUGUGUGGCCGGUGUAAUUGGGAAGCCGUUUGAGUUGGGCUGGUUCAAAGAUGAGUAUAUUCGAACGAAGGUGUUCCCGAUUGCUGCGGCCGCUUACAGUGAAACGCCAGAAGAUUGUGUUAAGAACACGUUUCCUAAUGGCACGGUAAGGUUGGAGCUUUUUAGGGCUUUGAAAAGGUUAGGGUAGUGUUGAGAGCUUCAGAGAGGGAGUAUGAGAGCGGAGGAGUAGGUAGUAAGGCUGGGGCUUAGAAAAGGUUAAGAUAAAAAUCAAGGCUUGAGGGAAAUGGAAGCGGUAAGAGGUGUAGGUAAUGAUACUGGUAAGGACAGGGCAAAUUGUUAGAUAAUGAGAGAAGGGCGGGGGUAAAUUUUUUAAGAAGAAAGCGGGGGUAAAUUUUAAUAAAAAAGCCGGAGUAAAAUUUAUAAUUAGCAAUGAGUACAAAACAAAAAAUAGCAAGAACUUUCUUUACAAGCAAAAAAAGAAGAACAUUGUUUAAAAAUUAUUUUAGGUAUUAGAAAAGGUACGACGACUAUGUGGUGAUGGUUAUGUUGAGCCAGAGCUGUGUUUUGCUUUUAUUGGCGUAGAUCAUACUGAAAAAGUCAUUUUUAUGUCUUUUAGGUAACAUUUUUUGAUUUUUUGUUUUUUUUUCUACCCUACCCUACUCUAUCCUACCCUGCCUUACCCUACCCUACCUUACCUUACCCUACCCUACCUUACCUUACCCUACCCUACCCUACCCUACCCUACUCUCUCUUCUCCUUCUUUCUACCCACCGCCCCCCCCAACUUAAUUCUAUCCCUUCUUUUUUAUUUUUUCUUUCCCCCCCCCCCUCGCUCCACUCUAAUUUUUUUAAAAUUCAAAUAUGUAUUACAGAGGUACCCGCGGCCUAAUCCAACUAGCCUACGAAGCUCGUCGUACGGUCUUCAAAAACAGAAUCCAAGUAGAAACUGGAGGUACAGUCAGUGAAUACUUCUACAGUGUUUACCGGUCGAUUUUGGAUACCGGAAUUUCGGCCGAAUUCAUCAAACUGUUUGCUCAGAAUCCACAUUAUGAAGUAUUAGUCACUGGACACUCAUUGGGCGGUGCUAUGGCUUCUAUCGCGGCUAUGGACUUGGUACACAUGGCUAAGGUACCAUCGGAACAAGUGAAGCUGGUGACGUUUGGACAGCCUCGUACUGGUGAUCAGAAGUUUGCUGAGGAUCAUGAUCGAUUGGUAAGAUAGCCUGCCUUACCGUGGGCAGCCUUACCCUGCCUUCCUCUGGCCUUGCCCUGGCCUUGUCUUACCAUACCCUACACUAACCUAAUCAAUGCUCACUAUCACACGCAUUUCAGAUCCCCCACACCUACCGUAUAACUCACGGUCGUGACAUAGUACCACACGUACCACCAGUCGGCUUCGAAGGUUACAAUCAUCACACUUCCGAGGUAUGGUACAACAAUAAUAUGUUACCAGGUGAUGAUUACAUUGUAUGUGAGGAACAAGAAGAUUACAAGUGUAGUAACAGUAACUACUUGAAUUACUCCAUCCUAGCCCAUCUUUACUACUACAACUUGAUGGUGUCUGAUUACGGUAUGAAGGGGUGUCCGGCUAGUUGA
Messenger RNA from Bursaphelenchus okinawaensis, 1623 nucleotides. The record is from the annotation of a GenBank genome assembly. NCBI's taxonomy places the organism in Eukaryota, Metazoa, Nematoda, Chromadorea, Rhabditida, Aphelenchoididae.